Molecule: messenger RNA, 15271 nt
Organism: Haliotis rufescens (red abalone)
Lineage: Eukaryota; Metazoa; Mollusca; Gastropoda; Lepetellida; Haliotidae
Product: SCO-spondin-like
Exons: 75
Coding region: 600-14558 (4652 amino acids)
Cellular component (GO): extracellular region
Molecular function (GO): chitin binding
Source: RefSeq, a predicted model, not a curated record
AUAUUCUGAAUGGAGUCAAUGGACUGGUCCUUGUCCUGCCACAUGUGGAAGUAGCGCAGAAAAGACUCAGACCAGGAACCGACGGUGUGACAACCCGCCUCCAUCAGGUGGUGGCGCAAACUGUGCUGGACCCUUGAGCGAGACAGUCAGAGUGAACUGUGGAUUGAUCGAUUGUGCAACUGCUAUUAUAAAUAACAUGAGAGAUGUAACUGUCCUUUCUGGCACAAACCCACAAUUGGCAACAUUUGUCAAUCCUCCAGGUGUCACUAAUGGCGUUUGGAGGAGGGAAGGAGUUGACCUGACAGGUGAUAACAGGUAUACGAAAAAUACAAUCGGAUCUCUACAGUCACUGACAAUACCAAAUGUGCAGACCUCUCAAGCAGGACAGUACAGUUAUUCAGUUGAUGGAGCAACCACACAGGCUACACUUACGGUGUUAGGACGAAUGGAUAAUUUGUCGAGGAGUGUGGGCGGUUCUCAAAGCUUUCUUGUGAACGUAUCCCCUGGUGCAACAGCUGGAGCUUGGUUUAGGAACGGCGUGCCGCUUACUAGUGGUGCCAAGUUAUUCAAUUACACAGAACACUGGUACUUUAAGACGAAUGACUGUUCAAAAUAUCCAAACAUCGGAUUCCGGGGAGUAUGUCUAUGUGGUGAAUGGCGUAGAGUCCAAGGGAUACUUGACAGUGAUAGAAACGGCAGUGAAUGGGGGAUUUUCUGAAUGGAGUCAAUGGACUGGUCCUUGUCCUGUCACAUGUGGAAGUAGCGCAGAAAAGACUCAGACCAGGAACCGACGGUGUGACAACCCGCCUCCAUCAGGUGGUGGCGCAAACUGUGCUGGACCCUUGAGCGAGACAGUCAGAGUGAACUGUGGAUUGAUCGAUUGUGCAAUUGAUGGUAGUUGGCAACCAUGGCAGGGAUGGACUGAAACUUGCCUCGCCACGUGUGGCGUGGAUGUGAGAGGAAUACAACAGAGGGAAAGAGGAUGCAAUGAACCUUCUCUAGGUGGAAGGCAGUGUUUCGGCGAAAGUCUUCAGACCAGAUUUUCAUUAUGCACUGUACCAUCAUGCUCUGUUGACGGUGGAUUUACAGAGUGGACUUCUUGGAGCAACCCUCCUUGUGGUGUGACAUGUAACCACCAAGCCACCAGAAGCAGGACCUGCACCAACCCAGCUCCACUGAAUGGCGGCAGAAACUGCACAGGGCCGUAUGAUGAGAUUCGUAAUGUGAACUGUGGUCUCCCAGCGUGCCCAAAGGGCAAUUGGAGAUUUUGGGAGGAAUGGACAGAGACAUGCUCAGCUACGUGCGGUUCUGGUGUCACGGAAAUGAAAUCCAGAACGAGAACCUGCUAUGACCCAUCCGGGACUGAUUGUCCUGGACCAAGCAAUCAGACAGAGGUGUCACGGUGUAGCCUCCAAGACUGCACAGAGGGCAAUUGGAGAUUUUGGGAGGAAUGGACAGAGACAUGCUCAGCUACGUGCGGUUCUGGUGUCACGGGAAUGAAAUCCAGAACGAGAACCUGCAAUGACCCAUCCGGGACUGAUUGUCCUGGCCCAAGCAAUCAGACAGAGGUGUCACGGUGUAGCCUCCAAGCCUGCACAGAGGGCAGUUGGAGAUUUUGGGAGGAAUGGACAGAGACAUGCUCAGCUACGUGCGGUUCUGGUGUCACGGGAAUGAAAUCCAGAACGAGAACCUGCAAAAACCCAUCCGGGACUGAUUGUCCUGGACCAAGCAAUCAGACAGAGGUUUCACGGUGUAGCCUCCAAGCCUGCACAGAACCGGGCAGGCCCUUGUUGAGCGACGGGUAUUUUGUGUGGAGGUUGGUUAUUAUAAUAACACAGGGGAGGGAGUCACCUCGCCUACUACACCACAGCGAAGACUCCACACAAAUUCUUCGGACAUUUUCGUACCUGUUCCCCAUUCUAAAAUGUUUCGAGACUUUUCGGAUACACGUGAACAUUGGAUUUAAUACACGAAAGAUAAUCAUGAAGUUUGCAACGUGGACGUUAAUCGCUGCAUGGAUUGCAUUUUUGUGUGUCACCUCUACAACAUCGCAGAUCACAGAUGGUUGUACUGGGGCAUACACAGUUUACUUUGUCGUAGAUGGAUCGGAGAGUAUCAGUAAUUCCAGUUAUGAGGAAGUUAGGAAUGCGUUGAUAGCUUUUGUGAAUGAAAGUAUCAGCAGCAACAGCAACACACGAGUUGGGGUCGUGGUAUACAGCGAUAAUGUGUAUGCUGUCAUCAACGCAUCCUCUAACAUCAACUUACUAACGAAUGAAAUUCGGGUGGUUGGACAUCCGAGCUCAGGAACAUUCACUCAUCUUGGUAUAAGGAGAGCAAAAGCUCUUUUAGACGCUGAAACUUCUGGUAACCCACACAUCAUGAUUGUGAUGACCGAUGGUUUGUCAAACUAUCCACAAGAUACUAAAGAUGCUGCUUUAGAGACGAAGAACUCUGGGAUAAGAGUGUUUGCUGUUGGUGUAAAUCCUUUGCUUAACUUCCCAUCAUCACCAUACAAGAGACGUUAUGAGCAGGAGUUGGUGGAUAUUGCCUCGGAUAAUUCAACAGCAAUUCAAAUCGAAGAUUUCAGCAAUUUACUCAAUACUGUCCAAGGCAUUGUCCAAAGCUUGUGCCGUGACAUUGUGUCUGUCGUCAGUCGCCCGGUCAGCAUUACACGCUUGGUUAAUAGCCCGGCAUCAUUCACAGUAGGCUUCAACCGACAACCAACAGGAGGCUCCUGGAUAAAAUUAACACCAAGUAGAAUCGACUUGACUACUGAUAACAGAUUCCAAAAAACUGCCAACGGUUUAGACAGGUCACUGGCCUUAGGCUCUGUAGUACUCUCAGAUGGUGGAACAUAUACAUAUUCCGUUGGCAGCCUGAGUCCUCAAGCCAUGUUAACUGUGUUCACCCCUUUAUCUAACGUCACAAGCAGCAUUGGACAGAGCGCCAUUUUUGAGACUCAGGUUACCCCAACCGAGGCAGCUGACGGCUUCUGGUUGAAAGAUGGUGUACGUGUGGAUACAUUCAAUUCGAGAUAUACCAUCACGAAGACGGCUACCGGACGAAGACUGGUUGUGAAUAAUGUUCAAAGUUCUGAUCAAGGAGAAUAUACCUUUAAUCUGAAUGGUGUCACGACAAGAGGAUUCCUGUCUGUCCGAGCUGCUAUUACAAAUAACAUGAGAGAUGUAACUGUCCUUUCUGGCACAAGCCCACAAUUGACAACAUUUGUCGAUCCUCCCGGUGUCACUAAUGGCGUUUGGAGGAGGGACGGAGUUGACCUGACAGGUGAUAACAGGUAUACGAAAAAUACAAUCGGAGCCCUACAGUCACUGACAAUACCAAAUGUGCAGACCUCUCAAGCGGGACUGUACAAUUAUUCAGUUGAUGGAGCAAGCACACAGGCUACACUUACGGUGUUAGGGCUAAUGAAUAAUUUUACGAGGAGUGUGGGCGAUUCUCAAAGCUUUCUUGUGAACGUAUCCCCUGGUGCAACAGCUGGAGCUUGGUUUAGGAACGGCGUGCCGCUUACUAAUGGUGCAAAGUAUUCAAUUACACAGAACACUGGUACUUUAAGACGCAUUACUGUUCAAAAUAUCCAAACAUCGGAUUCCGGAGAGUAUGUCUAUGUGGUGAAUGGCGUAGAGUCCAAGGGAUACUUGACAGUGAUAGUAACGGCAGUGAAUGGGGGAUUUUCUGAAUGGGGUCAAUGGACUGGUCCUUGUCCUGUCACAUGUGGAAGUACCGAACAAAAGACUCAGACCAGGACCCGACGGUGUGACAACCCGCCUCCAUCAGGUGGUGGCGCAAACUGUGCUGGACCCUUGACCGAGUCAGUCAGAGUGAACUGUGGACUGAGCGAUUGUGCAAUUGAUGGUAGUUGGCAACAAUGGCAGGGAUGGACAGAAACUUGCCUCGCCACGUGUGGCGUGGGUGUAAGAGGAAUACAACAGAGGGAAAGAGGAUGCAAUGAACCUGUUCUCGGUGGAAGGCAGUGUUUCGGCGAAAGUCUUCAGACCAGAUUUUCAAUAUGCACUGUACCAUCAUGCGCUGUUGACGGUGGAUUUACAGAGUGGACUACUUGGAGCAAUCCUCCUUGUGGUGUGACAUGUAACCUACUAGCCACCAAGAGUAUCUCCAGAAGCAGGACCUGCACCAACCCAGCUCCAUUGAAUGGAGGCAGAAACUGCACAGGGCCGUAUUCUGAGUUUCUUAAUGUGAACUGUGGUCUUCCAGCGUGCCCAAUCAAUGGUGGGGUAACAGAUUGGGGAGACUGGUCCCCCCCUGCAUGUUCCCAGACAUGUGGUGUGGGUGUCACUGGAUUUUCCAUUCGUCAGCGACAAUGCACUAACCCCCCACCAACGAAUGGUGGAGCAGAUUGUACUGAACCAUUACAAGAAACAAGCAACAGACCCUGUUCUAUUCCUGUCUGUCCGACGGACGGUGGGUUCACUCCCUGGAGUGGUUGGAGCCCAAUAGUGUGUUCCGCAACAUGCGGUACUGGUCAAACCGCCACGGUCACCAGGAGGAGGACCUGCACUAAUCCACCUCCACAGAAUGGUGGGAGAAACUGUCAGGGCAGCUUCGACGAGUCCCUUAUUGUAAGCUGUGGUUUCGCUCCUUGUCCAGUUGAUGGAGUUUUUAGUCCGUGGACGCCAUGGGAAAACGCAACAGCAUGUUCGCCAACAUGUGGUACCGUUGCAACAAGGCAAAUGACCAGAAGAAGAUUUUGUAACAAUCCUUCCCCUUCUAAUGGUGGUAGAAACUGCACCGGGGCGUAUGACGAUAGAAUCGUUGUGAACUGCUUCAUCAACCCAUGUCCGAUUGAUGGGGGUCUAACUCCAUGGACUGAGUGGAGUGGACCUGCCUGUUUACAGACAUGUGGUCCAACAUUUACAAGGACGGUGACCAGAACCAAAUCCUGCACUAACCCUACACCACUCAACGGUGGGCGGGACUGUUCACUACUUGGAAGUACAUUUCAGGCGGAAACAAGAAGCUGCAAUCUUCCUAACUGCCCAAUUGAUGGAGGCCUCACGCUGUGGACCCAAUGGAGCAAUCCCCCAUGUCCACUUACAUGUGGUAGUUUUGCUACUAAAGCUGUGGACCGGAGAAGAACCUGUACAAACCCUACCCCAGCCUUUGGUGGUGCUGAUUGCCCGGAACAAAACCGUUUUGAGAGUAGAACUACAUCAUGUUUACUUCCGGAUUGCGGAGUUGAUGGAGGUUACACACAGUGGACGCUAUGGAGUAAUCCUCAAUGUACACAGACGUGUGGUCCAACUCUAACUGGGCAGGUGUCUAGAUUCAGAACAUGCACCAACCCAGCACCACGAAACAAUGGCAGAAAUUGUUCAUUGCUUGGAGAACCAUCUCAGUUUUCCAACAGGAACUGUGGUCUUCCAUCCUGUCCAAUUGAUGGAGGUCUCACUCUAUGGACUGAGUGGAGUGGUCCUCUGUGUCAAGUGACAUGUGGCUCAUCCACCAGGAGAUUGACCAGAACCAGAACUUGUACCAACCCAUUACCAGCUUUUGGUGGACGCGACUGUACUUUCCUUGGCACUACAUUUGAUACGAGGACGAUCAGCUGUAAUCUUCCUAAUUGUCCAAUCAACGGCACCUUCACACAGUGGGGACCAUGGGACAAUCCGGCGUGUGGUGCGACGUGUGGACAGACAGCUACAAAGACAGUGAGAAGAACUCGGAUCUGCCUCCCCCCUCAGUUUGGUGGAUUUAACUGUCUGGGACCACUCAGCGAGACUCAAGAAGUUUCCUGUGGGCUCGGUCGAUGUCCUUUGGAUGGAGGUUACUCACUGUGGACGGAAUGGAGUGGCGUUGCAUGUGCAGGUACCUGUGGUACAUCGUACACGAGAACAGUGACCAGAGUUAGAACAUGUAACAACCCAGUACCUGCCAACAAUGGCCGCGACUGUAGCCAACUUGGGCCUGCGACAGAAUCAGUCGGAAGGCUUUGUACUCUAACACCUUGCCCAAUUGAUGGAGGCUUCACUCCGUGGGCCCAAUGGAACAUUCCUUCAUGUGGACGCACGUGUGGUACUUUUGUCACCAGAACAGUCACUAGAAACAGAACUUGUACCAACCCAUCACCUCAGUUCGGAGGUGCGUCAUGCACCGGCGAAGUAUCACAAAGUGAGGUCAGGAAUUGUGGACUUCCCUCUUGCCCAAUUGAUGGAGGCUAUGGUGCUUGGAGUCCAUGGAACAACCCGGUGUGUAACGUUACCUGUGGACGGUUGGCCACCAAGCAGAUCGCUAGAAGCAGAAGCUGUAACAACCCUACACCAUCGGCUGGUGGUGCCCCGUGUUCAGGGCCUGCUAUAGAGUUCAACAUCGUCAACUGUAAUCUUGGCGCGUGUCCUAUUGACGGAGGGAUAACGCAGUGGACUCAGUGGGUCGUGCAGCCAUGUUCUGUAACAUGUGGACAAGGGGUGACUACAGGUGCCUCGAGAACAAGGACUUGCACCAACCCCACCCCGGCUUUUGGUGGGGCCGAUUGUACAGAAACUCGCGUGGCUACAGAAAGGAGAUCGUGCAGUAUUCCGAGAUGCCCAAUUAAUGGUGGUUUCAACCAAUGGUCCCCGUGGGAUAACCCAACCUGCUCUGCAACAUGUGGAUCUUCCAUCACAAGAACACUCACGAGAAGAAGGCAGUGUAUCAACCCUUUCCCACAGUUCAAUGGUAGAAACUGUACAGGAUCGUACGUGGAACAGGAAAUAAGAAGCUGUAAUUUUAAUGCUUGUCCGAUCGAUGGCGGAUACACGCCAUGGGGAGAGUGGGCUAUUCCUGCUUGCCCUGCAACGUGUGGAAUCUCGGUCAAUAGAACCGUCACCAGAAGACGAUUUUGCACCAACCCCCCGCCUCAGUUUAAUGGUGCACCGUGUGUUGGAAAUCCCACACAAACGGAAAUCAGGAGCUGCAAUCUUCAAAACUGCCCAGGUGAUGGCUUUUACACCCAAUGGAACAGCUGGGAAAUUCCAUCUUGCGGUGUAACAUGCGGGUUUACUUUGACGAGGACAGUCACCAGACGGAGAACAUGUAUUCCGCCUACGAACGGCGGACUUCAGUGUGAAGGGCCAGCCAUUCAGACGUUGCUAAGAAGUUGUGAUCUUCCCAACUGUCCAAUCAAUGGUGGUCUCUCGCAAUGGUCACAGUGGUCCCAACCCAACUGCCCAGACAGGUGCGGAGCAAGCGCGACAGUAACAAUAACAAGAACUCGACAGUGCAACAACCCAGUUCCCCAAUUUAAUGGACAAGCUUGCAUCGGGUCCGUUUUUCAACCUCAGCAAUUCACCUGUGUUCUACCGGGAUGUCCAGUUAAUGGCGCAUAUACCCCGUGGAGUCAAUGGGCGGGUACUUCCUGUGAUCGAACCUGCGGGAUUGACGUAUUUCGGGAACUCUCAAGAUACAGAAAUUGUACCAACCCACCUCCUUCUAAUGGAGGGUUGGACUGUGUCGGAUCUCCGGCUGAGUAUACAAGAACGGUCUGCACUGUUCCCAGAUGUCCAAUUAAUGGUGGAAUAUCCCCAUGGAGUCAGUGGAUUGAUUCCGCAUGUCCUGUGACGUGUGGUACUGGCCUCAGGACAGUGAACAGAUACAGAACAUGCACACAGCCUUCACCUCGCUAUGGUGGCGCUAACUGUACUGAUAGCAGACAGGAGACUAUUAACAGGCCAUGUACAGGACCAAUCUGUCCAGUCGACGGAUUUUUUACACAAUGGACCCAGUGGGCGGGGACAUGUACGGAAACCUGUGGCCCCGCUUCAUUGACCAGGGUGGAAACUAGGACCAGGACAUGCACGGAACCGACCAAUGGAGGACUGGCAUGUUCCGGGUCUCGCCAGGAGUCUCGGACGCAGGCAUGCAAUUUGCCAAGAUGUUCAGUGAAUGGACAACCAGGACCAUGGUCAGAAUGGACACUGCAGUCAUGCUCAGUCAGCUGUGGUAUAGAUGCUACUAGAACACAAUCAAGAACAAGGCAGUGCAACAAUCCGUCGGCAGCAUUUGGAGGAAGUCCUUGCUCCGAAUCUCUAUUUGACUCAAGAACUACAAACUGCGGACUUCAACCAUGCCCCAUCAAUGGAGGGUUUACGCAGUGGACGGAGUGGUCUAACCCUCCCUGCCCCGGGACCUGUGGGACUGCCUUCAAGACUGUGACCAGACGAAGGUCCUGCACAAAUCCACCUCCGCAGUUCAAUGGAGCCACGUGUGUUGGACUCUCGACGGAAACUACCACGCUACGCUGCAACAAUACAAAUUGUCCAGUUGAUGGAGGGAUAUCUCCGUGGACUCAGUGGACCAAUGUUCCUUGCCCUGCUACGUGUGGCUUGGUAUCAAAGAUUGACAUCAGGACCAGAACCUGCACAAACCCGAAUCCCCAGUUCGGCGGACGGGAGUGUUCUGAAACGAGGUUCGAGACCCGAUCGAUAGUCUGUCUCAACAAUCUUUGCCCAAUCGAUGGAGGCUUGUCCAACUGGGCCCCGUGGUCUCAACCAGCAUGUCCGGUCACGUGCGGCACGAGCUCAUUGUCACGCACGAGAGAGAGAUUCUGCAACAACCCCACGCCUGCUGGUGGAGGACGAGCGUGUACACAAACGUUGCGUGAAACGGGGACACUCAUAUGUGGAACUGACGCUUGUCCGAUUGAUGGAAAUGUCACUCCUUGGGGAAGUUGGUCGCCACCUAAUUGUGUUGGAACUUGUGGAUUAAACACCACUGCAUCAGUUCAAAGGACGAGGACUUGUACUAAUCCUGCUCCAAGUCGCGGAGGACGAUUUUGCCCUCAACCACUUUUCGAGACAACCGAUUUCAACUGUGUUGUUCCCAGCUGUCCAAUUGAUGGAGGCGUAACUCCAUGGACACAAUGGGCAGGUGCUGCGUGUGUCUGUAGUGGUGUGAACACGCGAACCUUGACAAGGACCAGGAGUUGUACAAACCCAGUACCAAGCAACGGGGGACGACAGUGCACUGACACUCUGUUCGCUUCAGAGACGAGGAACUGUGACGUCAGUAGCUGCCCAGUGGACGGGAAUGUCAGUGCCUGGAGUGAAUGGGUCGACCAGGCAUGCACACAGACUUGUGGGACCUCUGCCACCAGAUCAAGAUUACGAACAAGAACAUGCACCAACCCUCCACCUAUCAAUGGGGGAACCGGAUGCUCAGACCCACUCACAGAAACAAUAAGCAACAGCUGUAACCUUGGACCCUGCCCAAUUGAUGGUGGAGUGACACAAUGGACACAGUGGACUACCCCUGCGUGUUCAAGAACCUGCGGUCCUGGACUAAGAUCGAGGACAAGAAGCAGGACAUGCACCAAUCCAACCCCAGCUUUUAAUGGAAAGACAUGUACAGAACUGCUGGAAGAUAACGAUGUAGUCAACUGCACUGACCGAAACUGCCCUGUCGACGGCGGUUACACACCCUGGACUGAUUGGACGAAUCCCGCGUGUUCCCGUACAUGUGGCAAUGCAACCAGGCUGAUCAAUCGAUUCAGGUCGUGUACCAACCCUACACCAGCAUUUGGGGGAGCAGUAUGCACAGGACUUUCAGUUGAAACUAGUACUGUCAAUUGCAACAACCCAGCUUGUAUAGUCAAUGGUGCCUUUACGGAAUGGUCAUCAUGGGUUACAACCCCCUGUCCCCUCACAUGUGGAAACGUGAACCAACGUCAGUAUCGAUUCAGAAGUUGUAACAACCCACCUGCCGCAUUCGGUGGCCUGGACUGUGUCGGGAAUAGCUUUGACACAAACUUAGUGAGAUGUCUUGUGCCCUCGUGUCCAGUUGACGGAGGUUUGACGCUGUGGAGCGUAUGGAGUAAUCCCCCAUGUGGUCUCACAUGUGGACGGACCGCAACAAAAACUGUAUCAAGAUUAAGGAGCUGCACAAAUCCCGCACCAAGCGCCGGUGGCAGACCGUGUACAGAACCCACUACUGAAACUGACCAGAGAAACUGCAAUCUCCCUGACUGCGCUGUUAAUGGUGGCAUCAGUCAAUGGAAUCAGUGGGUCGAUAUUCCUUGUCCUGCGACGUGUGGACCUUCACUCACCAAGACUGUCAUCAGGUUCCGGACAUGUUCCGCCCCCUACCCGCAGAAUAAUGGACUAGACUGUACUCAGUCUCGGAAUGAGACUCAGGUCAGAAGCUGUGGCCUUCCCGCCUGUCCAAUAAACGGAGGAUACACACCGUGGACCACGUGGCUUCAACCAAACUGCUUUAGGACCUGUGGACGCAAUGAAACUACAGUUGCAACACGGUCAAGAGCCUGCACCAACCCGAGGCCCUCCGCAGGGGGAGAGCCAUGCUCAGGCAGCACAUUUGAACAAGACACAAGGGAGUGUAACCUGCCCGAGUGCCCAAUCAAUGGAGGUAUAUCGCAAUGGAGUCAGUUUGACAACCCCGAAUGUCCUGUCACGUGUGGAGCUUCUGCCACGAAGUUUGUCACCAGAAGAAGGACCUGCACAAAUCCAACCCCACGUUUCGGUGGCGCCAACUGUACAGAAACAAGAACAGAAACGACGCCACGGAAUUGCCUUCUUCAGGGUUGUCCAGUUAAUGGAGGCUUUACACUGUGGUCCCUUUGGGAUGAGCCUGCUUGUCAAGUCACGUGUGGGGUUGCCUUUAGGACUGGAACGCGAAGAAGGAAUUGUACCAAUCCAACUCCAAGUUUUGGUGGAUUAAGUUGUGUUGGAUCAGAUUUUGAGACACGAAGGCAGAACUGCUUCCUUCCUGUAUGCCGCGUUGACGGUGGAAUAUCUGUGUGGGGACCGUGGGAGGACCCACCAUGCUCCGUUACAUGCGGUGUCGGAAACAGGAUCAGAACUCGAUACAGAUUCUGCAACAACCCCACUCCUCAGAAUGGCGGCAGAAACUGCACAGACGCGAGGACACAGACCCUCUUCCAGACAUGCAGUGGUAGCAACUGCCCAGUUGAUGGAGGCUUUACGCAAUGGACACCAUGGACUCAGCCAGCAUGCCCAGUCACGUGUGGUCGGGAAGCUACUAAGAUCGUCACGCGAACCAGGACCUGUACUCUCCCAUCACCAGGCAAUAACGGCCGGGAUUGUGUAGGGGAACGUUUGCAAUACAAUACAACGAACUGCAACAAUGAUCCAUGUCCAAUUCAUGGUGGCUAUAGUCCGUGGGCGCCUUGGAAUAAUCCAUCCUGUGCUAGUACCUGCGGAACCGGAGUUACGCGCACGCUCCUCAGAACCAGACUGUGCAAUAAUCCAGCGCCAGCAUUUGGAGGGUUAAACUGCAUCGGGAUAAGCCUAGAAACCGAUGCCAGAGUCUGUUCACUCCCUCUGUGCCCAAUCAAUGGGGGUAUUUCGGUGUGGACCCAAUGGACAAAUCCUGGUUGCACAGUUACAUGUGGCACUGGAGCAACCAGAACCGUCACCAGAGAACGAACCUGUACUAAUCCUGUACCGCGGUACAAUGGAUUACAAUGUACCGAGACAGUGAGGUUUCAGAGUAUCCAGAGAAGCUGCGGACUUCCACCAUGUCCACUUGAUGGUGGCUUUUCUCCGUGGUCGUCGUGGGACAAUCCUCCCUGUGGCGCUACAUGUGGUCCUAGAGCUAUUAGAACUCUCGCCCGAAUAAGAACUUGUACCAAUCCAGCUCCUCAAGUUGGUGGUGCCAACUGCACUGGUCUUUACAGGGACACAGAGGUCAGAGCCUGCGGUCUUCCUCUUUGCCCAAUCAAUGGGGGCUUGACCCUAUGGUCGCAGUGGACAGAGCCCGCAUGCUCAAGAACCUGUGGACCUGGAACACGGACAAUAACCAGGGAGAGAACAUGUACUAAUCCAACACCUAGGGACGGUGGUAGAAACUGCACAGGGAAUUUGAUUGAAGUACAGAGCGGUGUUCCGUGUUUCCUACGAGGCUGUCCAGUUAAUGGUGGCGUAUCGCCCUGGGGAUCGUGGAGCCCCCCACAGUGCACUGUCAGUUGUGGGUCAACCGCCACAUCACCUGUCCUCAGACUACGAAACUGUACCAGCCCCUCUCCGUCGAAUGGAGGGGCAUUUUGUACUGAGCCUUUGCAAGAGACUGCCACUCAGAACUGCGGUUUAAAUCCAUGUCCAAUUGAUGGCAGCUUCUCUAAUUGGUCCCCAUGGAACAACCCCGUGUGUCCUGCAACUUGUGGACCAGGCAUCACAAGGACAUUUGUCAGAAGUAGGGUCUGCAACAAUCCAUCUCCAAGUUUUGGUGGGGCAAACUGUACAGGCCCUACAAAUGAGUUGGACACAAGGAGCUGCAACCUUCCCCAAUGUCCCAUUAACGGUGGAAUAUCACAAUGGUCUCAGUGGUCCAACGUAGACUGUCCGGUUACUUGUGGAAUAUUAGCAACCAAAAUACCGACCAGAACAAGAACAUGUACCAACCCUCGCCCACAGUUUGGAGGCAGAGAAUGCACACAAUCUACCUUUGAAACAAAAAGCGAAAGCUGCAACCUUGGUUCAUGUCCAGUUAACGGAGGAUAUAACCAAUGGACUCCGUGGUCAGAUCCUCCCUGUGGACUCACCUGUGGGACAACAGCCACCAAAUCGGUGACGAGAACCAGACAGUGUAAUAAUCCAACACCUGCGUUCGGUGGAGCCAACUGUGUGGGACCAGCCUUUGACACCAAAACAACUAACUGCAGACUAUCAAAUUGCCCAAUCAACGGCGGUUACUCCCCCUGGGGAGAAUGGAGUGUUGGUGCCUGUCCAAGGACAUGUGGAACUGCUUCCAGGACCUACACCAGAGUUAGGGUCUGUAACACCCCAUCACCUCAGUUUGGGGGACGCGACUGUUCCCUUCUCGGGUCUUCAACCUCGACUGAAACCAGACCAUGCACCUUACCUCUAUGUCCAAUUGAUGGAGGAAUCAGUCAGUGGGAACAAUGGGCAGGACCCGCCUGUCCUGAAACGUGUGGACCCUCAACACGUACCCGCACUGUUAUCAGGUUAAGAACUUGCACCAGUCCUGCGCCUCUAAACGGCGGCCGGGAAUGUCCAGAGAGUAGAAGUGAGACACAGGAAAGAUCUUGCGGACUUUCAUUAUGUCCAGUUAAUGGAGGAUUAACCAUGUGGGGACCAUGGGGGCCACCGUCAUGCACUGUGUCAUGUGGAGCCGGAGCUACAGGGUUAAGCACCAGAAUUCGAAGCUGCACCAACCCAAGACCUUCCAAUGGAGGCGCUUUUUGUACCGACACGUUGAUCGCUACCAAAUUCGCCAGUUGUAAUCUCAACAAUUGUCCAAUUGAUGGCAAUUGGACACCUUGGACACCUUGGCUGGAUGCAGGGUGUCCACAAACAUGUGGUGCCGAUGUCACGAGAGAAAACUACAGAGUACGAACCUGUUCCAACCCCUCCCCGCGGAACGGAGGAAGGAACUGCACUGGCUCUGAUAGAGAAUCGUUUCAGCGCAACUGUGGUUUAAGCCAUUGUCCAGGACAAGUUGAAGGCAUUUGUCGGGACACAGUGAACGUCAAGGGCGUGGGAUAUCGUUACCACCCCGAAGACUGUGAUAAGUACAUCAUGUGCUACUACAAUACUACUAGUGACGUUGUUGCUGUCUUCAAAUCAUGUCCAUUUGGUUACUACUGGGACCAGACACUUCUCAGAUGCGACCGCUCAUGGAAGGUUAAAUGCCCCCUUGAAAAAUGCAACUCCGACUGUGAGCCUAUCUACGACAUGGAUGGCAGCUGUCGUGCAUACUGGGCAUGCACCAACGGGACAUCAGAGGCACAGUGUUGCAGUACAGGUUACAGGUUCAUGCCAGGGAGAGGAUGUAUGCCCGAUCCUUUCUGUACAGACCCUUGUCCUGUGCCGUGCUUAGAUGGCAAAGAAUCCUGUGACAAGCGCCCCGUUUGGAACGCCAGAACCUCCUAUGCCAUUCAAGCUGGUUCCAUUGGAUGGAUGAAUAGUGACUGUCCAUUUGGACAGGUCUAUGACAUUGCUAAAUGCCAGUGUGUUUCCCAAACACCAUCAUGCCCCCUUGCCUCCUCGGCCGAGUUCAACACUGCCAAUCCAACCGGCUGGAUCAUUCAAAACGCUCCUAUACGCAUUAAUCAAUAUGGUAGCUUUAACGGAAACAGCUUUGUUUCAACCAACCAAGACCUGAGUCGCGGAUCCAACACAGCAUCAAGUAUAGCUCUUCGUUUCCGAUACAGAGAGAACACGCCUGUUGCAUCAAGACAACUGCUAGCAAAAAGCGUAGAAUGUGCUGACUGUAAGAAUGCUAGUUCACUUGUAAUGUAUCUUGAACCGUCGGCGGUGCGUGUUGAGAUGUCGACAUGGAGGGGUGGAGUGGUCCGACUUCUUGCAUCAACAUCGGGCUUCCCAACCAGUGAGUGGAAGACUGUGACACUGCUAUAUGAGGCAUCGGCUCUGACUGUGGUGAUUCAGACCACGAACUACGAAUACAUCAACAGGGAAUCGGCUCCUGACGCAAUUCUGAUGACAUGUGGUUUCACCUUGGGAGGAGAUGGAUCUGCAACAGGUGGCUUUACAGGGGACGUCGACUAUAUACGGUAUUAUAGGUGCAAGCCUACAGAUUUCUACUAGGCAACACAGUGCCAACUUGCCAUUUCUUAGUUACAGGAACUGAGGCACCUCGCCAUGAUAUCACAAAACAUACACCGAUCCUUAAAGACAUACGUGCAUUACGUGCUAAGUGUGUGAUUCCGAUCGAAAUAUGAAUCACUUAUUUUUCAUUCUUAAUAGCUUAUGCUCAAUGAUAACAUAUAGUAGCAUUCAGUAUGAUAGACACUUACCAGUGCUAUGUAUAGGACAUACGGCAUGUGACAAUUGCCAUAUAUACCAAUUGCUUUACAGAAACCUCAAGUUAUAUGGCGAAUCUCUGCGAGAGAAAGACAAUGGUGCCAUGAUAGUUCCAACGUGAUAUUAGUAUUGUAUUGUUAUGAGAUUAGUUUGUACAGUACAUCGUUGAUCGAAUUGUUCUUACCUAUAUAAAGGCUGUAGUUUUGUCUUUAGAUAGGUGUUCUAUUGUGCUGUAGUUCAUGUAUGAUAUAUUGGUAGUGUUAUGACUCCAACACAUGAUAUCCAUUCCCACCUCCAAAUGAUACCAGAUCGAAUUGUAAUUUUGUUCUUAAACAUGUUGUUACCGAUUCGAAUAUUUAUUCAUAUAGUAUUUCAAUGGAUCUCAGUUGUUUUCCGAAGAUUGUUCUCCUGUUAAUGGUUCAUGCCGUAGAAAAAAUGUUGUCAUUUCCUGUUUGUGUUUCGCUAUUUUCAUAAUAAAAUGUUCCUAUUACAUCUAA